Molecule: messenger RNA, 2473 nt
Organism: Vespula pensylvanica (western yellowjacket)
Lineage: Eukaryota; Metazoa; Arthropoda; Insecta; Hymenoptera; Vespidae
Exons: 8
Coding region: 181-1668 (495 amino acids)
Source: RefSeq, a predicted model, not a curated record
AGAAAAAAGAAAAGAAAAGAAAAAAAAAAAGAAAAGGAAAAGAGAAUAAAAAUUAUACAAUACUAGAUACUCUAGGAAUAAGACAUAACUCAUCAAAUGAUUGCAUUGACUAUUGUCACGUAAUGCUUACAAUUUAAUAGAGAAACUUCGUACCUGAGUAUCUGAGUUCUCGCGUGUACAAUGAAAAAAGAAGCAAUGCCAGAAAUAACGUUCCUCUCAGCGAGUAAUUCGCCUAUUCUUCACGCUCUGGCGAGAGCCAGUAAGGAGGAUAAUCCUUCUGGUUCCUCGAUAACAUUAAAUCUUAAACAAUGUGUAAAGCAUAAGCUUCAGUAUUCACAAUUGCCUAUAAAAUGUCAACGAACGAGCCCGUAUUAUCGACCUGUCCGUAAUCCAUUUAAAUUAGUCGGAUUAAGUGCAAUAAAUCAUAGUAACGUGUCCAUUGCGACAAUUAAAAGUUGCCCAGAUAGUAAUCACUCAAAUUCGGCCUGUUCUUCACCAAUUUUACGUGCUAUCGGUUCGUCACGCUUUAGAAAGAGCUUAUCCAUGACCGAUCUUUCACUUGCGACUAUAGAUCCAGAUAUAGCUGAUUUCAGAUCAGAUAGUAAUUCAUCGUUAGGACAUCGAGAGGAUUUAGGAGAACGUAGCAAGGACACCGUAGGAAAUAAUAACGGUGUCCUAGGAAUCGGACAUCGAACAUGGACAAAGAAUUUCUUGUCUGCUAACAUCGAAGAGGGUGGUAACUGUCUUUCGCAGAAUCCGGGAAAAGCCGCGAGUAUUCUUUGUCACGUAUUGGUACUGAAUGCUUGGAGACGCAGACGAGCAGACGUCGGCCAGCUUCAGGAAACGAUCGACGAAUUAGCACGGCAAAUCGAGCAUCUACGCUUGCAAAUCAUUGUUCUCCGUCGUUUACUUGAGACGGAGAAUGGCCGUGUCAAUAAAUUGAGUUGGGAGACUCAACGUACGAAAACUCAGUUCGAGGAGCUUUCUCAGGAACGUGACGUUCUCAAGAAGGAAAAAGAUAAAUUGGAAGAAGAAGUCAAAUCUCUAGAGGAUAUUUCCGAGGAACGAUUGGUGGCAACGGAAAAUCUUAGAAACGAAUUGCUCAACGCCCAAAAUCAACUUCAAGAUUUGGACGGACAGAUCGCAAGAGAUCGUGAGAAAUUGUUAAAAUUACGAGAAGACAAAAGGAUUCUUUUGGAUAAGAUAUCCGCAAGCGAAGCUUUAGCUAUAGAACGUGGUAGCAGAGCAGAUAGGGCUGAAUCUGCCAUCGAGGAUUUGCAAAUUCGAUUGGCUGCACACGUCGCACUUGUCGAUUCUGCACAGGAACAGAAUCAACGAUAUGCCAAACAGUUGAAGGACACGGAAGAUGAACGAAUGAAAUUGGAGAAACAGUUGCGAUUGAGUGUAGAAACGGGAAAAGCUUUAAGCUUGCGUUCAAACGUUCUUGAAAAUCAACUAGCCGAUAAGGAAGCUGCCUUGCAUCGUAUCGAAUCAAUAUACAAUGGUCAACUAAUGGAACUGAACGAAUUGAAGGAACGUUUGAUCAGACAAUCUCAAGAAGGAGGAUGGAGCAGUCGAGUUUUACAAAUUGCUGGAAGCGUUGUUCGUGCGCCACGAGCUAUUUUACGUACUCUAUCUUUUUUAUCCAGCACUACUGUACCAUCUUAGUUGUUAUCAGUCCAAGUAUGAUUGAGGAAUACGUUAAACGUCAAUGACGAGGUUGAUAUCGAUGUUGAGAAUGUUCGAAGUCAAAGAACAAUUUACGAAGAGCUUUUUACCUUUCGUCGAUCACGAGAUGAACUCUUACGGAGAAGUUAUUGCACAUUAUAUAGGGAGGACAGAAAUAACGGGCAGUUCUGAACAAAAUUUGCAAGUAACACACGUCGGAAGAAAUAUUAUUAGAUUGUCUUUAUUUUUAGUAUUCUUUUCUUUCUUUUUUUUUUUUUUUUUUUUUGUUUUUCUUUCUUUUCUUUUUUGGGAAGAAAAUUUACUCGCCGCUGGAGAUCGAUGGUUUUAUAAUUAAGGAUAUUAUUAUUACAUGAUGAAUAUUAUCUAUAAAAUCAUGUGGAAUAUAUAACGGGUGGGAUAGGUUUAGAAUGUAUACGAAUAAAUGCUCGUUAUAUGCUUUUUAAUCUAUAAGUUUUACACUUCUUUUCGCGUAUUUUGAUAAACUGAUAAAAACAAAGUAUCGUCAACCCCGACCGCUAAGAUAACGACGUGUGAUCUGUUUUUACCAGAAGACGGAACUAUGUGUAUCUAUUUCGAUUAUAUAAAUAUGAUUCUCUCUCGUGUUAUUACGAUUUCUUCAUUCUUUUUUCUUAUUUUGUUCGUAGUUUUCGUGUCUCAAUAUCAGAGAAUCCUGAUGUUUUCGACAAUACAGUUGCAAAGCAAUUAAAAGGAAGCAUAAUUUGGAAUAUGCUUGCGGCUUAUACUAUAGUUUUUUUUUCUUUUUUCUUUUUUUUUUUUUUUUUAU